AUGUCAUCUUCUUCGACUUCUGAUCUUCUACGGUUAAUGCGCAGUGCCUCCGUCGUUAAAUUCUGGUGCUUACUUCACCUAAUAAAUGCUCUACCUUUUCUAAUUUUUGAUUUAUUACAGAACUAUUCAGAUUAUGUGGGCAAGAAGAGUACAUUUCGUCUCCUUAAUAGGGGAUCUGCCAAAGCUCUUGAUAAAGUUGUGGAGUUAGAUGAAAUGAGGAAGGAGGCCUUGAUCAUUAAAACAACAAUUCAUGACAUUAUGAACAAAAUGAUAUGGGAAAUUCCAAUAAAAAAUCAUGUAUAUCUCAUGUUAGGUGCAUCCUUUGGUUCAGCAGCAAAAGGAACUGGGCUCAAGGCUCUUGAAUUUGCUCUGUCUAUUUGUGAAUCCGUAGAUAUGUAUGGUUUCACUGUGGAUCCCGGUUAUAAAGAAUGGACUAGAUAUUUCUCCGAAUCUCGACAAGGUCAUACUCCUUUGCAUGGUAGAGCUUACUAUCAAAUGAUGGAGUGUUUGGGACUUAUCAAAAUUCAUUCUCCCAUGCGAGCUGAUCCAAAUCGUGUUGUAAAAUGGGUACCAAGCAGUGGCACAAUUAGAGCCGCUAGAAUCGCAUCAGAGAAAUUAUUGACGAGGGUUGGAGCAGGGUCUGGAGACCCAUUAGCCGCAUGCUCAAUUAUUAAGGGGAGAGUUGAGAGGAAGCCUAUAGCAUUGUCAAACCUCAGAAAGGCUGCUGCUGACCAUCAAAAAUUUGUGAAGGGCACAACCAUGUACCCUUUGGAGCAGAGUCUCGGACAUGGGGCACUUUGCACAGUGCCAGCAAAUCGAAUCACCUAAAUUGUUCCCCUACCUAUAAAUAUCAUGCUUUACACGAUUUUUUUUAUGCGAAGAGAUAAUUGAGAGAGCCUAUUCCUUUCUUGAGCUUAAGCUUUCUUGCUUCUUUCCUUAUUGUCAAACCACUAUGAAAUCUUAAAUUCUC
This is a messenger RNA of Alnus glutinosa, 970 nucleotides long. Its product is annotated as sialyltransferase-like protein 2. Lineage: Eukaryota; Viridiplantae; Streptophyta; Magnoliopsida; Fagales; Betulaceae. The coding region runs from base 1 to 828 and encodes 275 amino acids. The record is from RefSeq and is a predicted model, not a curated record. The transcript has 7 exons.